Molecule: messenger RNA, 3654 nt
Organism: Mollisia scopiformis
Lineage: Eukaryota; Fungi; Ascomycota; Leotiomycetes; Helotiales; Mollisiaceae
Product: kinase-like protein
Exons: 2
Coding region: 1-3654 (1217 amino acids)
Biological process (GO): protein phosphorylation
Molecular function (GO): protein kinase activity; ATP binding
Source: RefSeq, a predicted model, not a curated record
AUGGAUUCCUCAACAACGAAGACCGUCCACAGCACGCCCUCGGCCUCGUCGAGCCCAGGACUCUUCUCUCCCACCCUCGCCCCAAUUCGCACACAUCUUCCUCCGCUAUCAGAUGGGACUCCGCACUCGAGUCCGUACUUGCACCCGCUGCAGAUGCAUAAAGUUCGAGAAACCCACAAGGCCCAAGUCGAACAAGAUUUCAUCACCGGCCGAAAGCUCAUAAACCAAUACGAGAUCAUCAACGAGAUUGGCAGAGGCGUCCAUGGCAAGGUCAAGCUGGCACGUAGUCUGGAAACCGGGGACUAUGUGGCCAUCAAGAUUAUCCAACGCUUCUCCAAGAAGCGCAAGCUUGGUCGAGUCACCGUGUCACCAGAAGACAAGACAAAGAGAGAAAUUGCUAUCUUGAAGAAGAUCAGACACGCGAACGUGGUCGGCCUGCUGGAAGUCAUCGAUGACCCCGAGUUGAAGAAGAUCUACAUGGUGUUGGAACAUGUUGAGCUUGGAGAGAUUGUAUGGCGCAAGAAGGGCGACAAGCAGAUUUGUUACUACGAGCGUCGAAGAAUCGAGCGGGAACAGAAUGGAGAGAAGGAGACAGGCGAUGACGAGAAAUAUUUCAAAAUGCUGGAACGACGCCGACUUCGGAAGGAAGCCCAGAAAGCCAAGGUUUCCUCUCUACAACUGGGACAAGUUGACCAUUGGAGCUUAGAGCAUGGUGAAGAAGAGGAUGAAGUAGAAGGUGCAACGCUGUCACGGCAAAACACUCAUGAUUCUACACAGAACCUCUCGAGAUCUUACAGAUCUGCAUUCCGCUCAAAUCCAGGUUCUCGAGGACCUUCUCGACCACCUUCUCAAGCACCUUCUCGGACCAGCUCUCGCGCGCAUACACCUCUCCCUACUGAGUUCGAUAUUCCCGCCAUCGAUAGCGACAAUGAAGAUGAAACCCCGGGGCCGCUUCCUUCUCUUGGCUCCCAACACGGCUCAUCUUCUGCUCUAGAAGGCACAUAUUAUGGAUCCUAUCCCGAUGACCCUCCUUACCGUGGCCGUUCCCCAAGCAUGGCUGACAGUAUCAUUUCCCACAUGUCUUCUGUAGAUGGUGUGAUUCAUGAUGCAUUCGAGGACGACUUCUCCUAUGUUCCAUGCUUCACCAUCGAACAAGCGAGGUCAGCCUUCCGUGACACCGUUCUAGGUCUCGAGUAUCUCCACUACGAAGGCAUCGUUCAUCGUGACAUCAAGCCUGCCAACCUUCUCUGGACCAGAGAUCAUCGUGUCAAAAUUUCCGACUUCGGUGUUUCCUACUUUGGACGACCAAUCAGAGACGGCGAGACGGAAGAGAACAUCUCUGAAGCUGAUGCCACCGAUUUCGAUGAUGAUCUUGAGCUGGCCAAGACAGUUGGAACCCCAGCUUUCUUCGCUCCUGAACUUUGCUACACGGAUCUCGACAAAGAACAGCCCAAGAUCACGGAACAAAUCGAUGUCUGGUCAUUGGGCAUCACUCUAUAUUGUCUCGUUUUUGCUCGCAUCCCCUUCCUCGCUGACGAUGAAUACCAACUGUUCCGCGCAAUCGCGAAAGAAGAUGUAUACAUCCCUAGAAGACGCCUCAAGGCCGUUGACCCGAACUGUACCACACCACAGACAAACCCUAUAAAACGUACUGGUCCAUCGACUGGUCCAUAUAGAGAGGAAGGAGAACUCGCGUUCGAGGAUAUUGACGAUGAGUUAUAUGAUCUGCUUCGAAGAAUGCUGAUCAAAGACCCCACGGAACGAAUGAAGCUGCGAGAGGUCAAGCGCCAUCCGUGGGUCGUCCGCGGUAUUGACAACAUUAUUGGAUGGCUGGACGACACAGAUCCAUCGAGGAAGACAGCAGGCAGAAGGAUCCAAGUCGACAAGAACGAGUUGGAGCGUGCCGUUGUCCCUAUUACCUUCUUGGAGCGUGCUCGUUCGGCUGUCAAGAAGGCUGUUGGGAAGGUGAUUGGUGCCACGAGAAGUGAUACGAGAAGCGAGGGGUCUCGACGAAGAGCUGUAAGCAAUGCUACAAGCUCAGGAACGGAUACCCAACACCAUUCUCCUCUAACCCCCAUUCUACGAGAUAGCAGACGAGCAAGCCUUCGGGGAGACGAGUCCUAUUUCGCAAGCCUCGCCGACCUUCAUGAUCAUCAUCGAGAACCCACUGAGCACCCACUCGCCCAAAGUCAAACAGCAAGUCCCAACCUUUCUGUCCAUGAAGGGGACCCCUUUGCAGUUGACUUUGCUCCGCAAUCUCUCUCGGUAGGAGCUACCCCUAAACGUGAACGAGUACCCUCGUCCGCGGCAGAUCCUGAUACAAGACCAGGUGCGCCGGAACGUACCGUCUCGGCGGCGGCGUCGGUUCAGACUGUCGUACAUCGCGGGCAUUCCUAUUCGCGGUCGAUGAGUACAACAGACAAUGGCCAACGUUCUCCUCGAUCUCCACGCCACUCUCCUGAUUUCAUGGAGGCUUUAUUUGGUGGUCAUCUAUGGAAUGGAAGAGGCAGAGAAGGGAUGCCAGACAUCGAAGAGUCACCUUCACGAGCUCGAUCGGUCGACCGAAGUCUUUUCGAGUCGGAGAACAAGCACAGCGAACCAAGUAUCGCAAUGAGCACUGCCACCGCCCCAGGACUCUUCCAGCAUCCUAUUCAUCUGCAUCAUCCAAGGCCGUUAUCUCGUUCAAAUGAUGUCAGCCCCACCAAUCUCGGGCACGACAAACCACUCGCCUCUCCACUAUUCUUCCAACCCUACAUGGUCCAAGCUCACUACGCUCAACAGUCCUCUCAAUCAACACCAGACGUUCCCCAUGUUGCUCUUGCCGCAUCGAACCUCGAUGAUAGACCUGCUACAGCGAGCAAGACCCCUGAAGGCAAGACUCCAGCUCCACGGAUCUAUGGAGCCAGCACUCCGCAAUCCUUCAAAAGAGCCCAAGAUGCUUUAGAGAGAAGGAGAAGGCUAGAAGACCAUGCUGAGAAGAUGCGACAACAACUCACACAAGAAGCUCUUCAGCGGAAUCAAACACCGGUAGAGUGUCCACCCUCGCCAGAUGAUGAGAUUUUUAUGAGACAAGAAGAUGCAGCCAGACGUGCGAGGUCGUACAGUUCAGUCAACUCGAACAGUAUGGCAUCUCAAAUCACGUCUCCGUCUGACAUCACAUCUCCAGUUUCUUCAGACAAUCUUGGUUCUACGGAUCAAUUCUACCCUUCGGUUCCCUCGCUACCUGCUCUUAUCUCGGGUGCUUCUUCAGUCUCGGCCGAUACCGAGGGUGAAAUGCUUCAACGUCCUGGCUCAGUUCGACCUCCUGACCAUGGUAUCACUACAUACAGCACGCCAGAGACUCUUACUCCACCGUCGCUCUCGAAGCAGACCUCACUUGAGACCGACACCCCUCAUGUGACUACUGCUGAAGACGCUAUUCUUCUCUCGCCUGAUGAAGACGAUGACGGAUACAAUGGUGAUGGGGACACCACUUUCACGGCCGAGGACGAGGAUUCUGAUAGCGAUGAAGGUCUCACUAUGUCGAGGCGGAAACCCAAACCCAAGUCCCCGACAACCGAUGUUAAGGCUGAACUGAAGACGCAUGAGAGGAGGGGUACAAAUGCUAGUGUUGGUAGCACCGAGACUGCCAAGAAGGUGGUCAUGGAGGGCUGA